UUCUUGCAAAGGGCCAUUGUACAUGGUGAUAGAAACUUCUACAACCUAAUCAAUCAUAUAAAGUUUUGGAAACUGAUAAGACAAUUGAAGUUACAGAGGCUGUUCCCUUUGACUCAAUUCAUUUCUUCUCUGAAUAAACUUCUAUUGAUGCUCCCCUCCACGUUCCAUUCUUGAGUAUCCUUUGUAGUUUGUACCUUCCUGAGACUCCCACUUCAGAAACCAUGGGUAGAGCUCCUUGCUGUGACAAGGCAAAUGUGAAGAAAGGACCAUGGUCACCAGAAGAAGAUGCGAAGCUAAGGGAGUACAUAGAGAAACAUGGCACCGGAGGGAACUGGAUUGCCCUUCCACAAAAAGUUGGUUUGAAAAGAUGCGGCAAGAGCUGUAGACUAAGGUGGCUUAAUUAUCUUAGACCCAACAUUAAGCAUGGCCAGUUUUCUGAUGUAGAAGAUAAAAUAAUCUGCAGCCUCUUUGCUAGCAUUGGAAGCAGGUGGUCCAUAAUAGCAUCUCAGUUGCCAGGGAGGACUGACAAUGAUAUCAAGAACUACUGGAACACCAAGCUUAAGAAGAAAAUGAUGGCCAUGAAUGCUUCACCACAGAGAAAGCCUCAACAAAUGACCCUUUUGUCCAUCCUUCAAAGCUCAACAUCAUCUUCAACAUUGUCCUUCAGAGACAGCAACAACUCAUACUACCACCCCCAAGGGUCCUUUUCCUACUCCUCAAGUCUUCUGAGUGGAAAUAACUCUUCUGUUUCUGCUUCCGCUGAUUCCUUUUUUCAAGCACAAGAGAGUUUGGGGGUGAAGUGCCAAUUCAAAGAUAGCAUUAGCAACAAUAGCACCUUUGUGUUUGGGGGUGAAGCCACUAGUUGCUUCCGAUGGGAGCUGCAACAACUUGAGUCAUGCCAUGGAGCCAGAGUUUGGUGAUGCAACUUUUGUUGGGGCUAACCACCUCUACAGUGUGGCGGAAGAUACUACUCACAAGUUGAUGUUCUCCAAUGCUGCUAGUGGUAGUGUUAGUGGGUGGACAGACAAACAAAAUGGAUUGUGGGAACAAAAUCCUUUGGAUUAUGGCGAUCUAGAGGAAAUUAAACAGUUAAUUGGCACUAAUAACAGUUGCAAUAAUAACUUUUUGUUUGAUGACAAGAAGACAGAGGAAAGGGUCUCGUACUACUGAUAUGAUGCUGACUUUGGUUAAAAUUAAGAAAAUUGAGGCUGAAGAUUUCAGACUUGUGACUUGGACUCAGUUUGUGCCUUUGUGGGAUGGGUUUUUAGCUUUUACUUUUUAGUAUUGAAUAGGUUUCUUUGUUUCAAACUACAUUGUAAAAGUUUCCUUUUCGAAGUUACUUUGCCGAGGUAACCCUACCCAUUCAAACCAUACACAUGUCCUAUACAGAAAUGAAGGAAGGAAUCAAGGAAAAAAGGAGGAACCAGGAAGCCUUCAUACAUAACUAGAGUACCCUGUAUCAUAAAGAGGCUUGCAGCAGCAAUCCACCCAUAUUUUUCAUGUAUCGCAUGCCUUAUCUAAUACUAUAUUUCACAUUUUUUUUAUAA
This is a messenger RNA of Cajanus cajan (pigeon pea), 1547 nucleotides long. RefSeq lists its product as uncharacterized. Lineage: Eukaryota; Viridiplantae; Streptophyta; Magnoliopsida; Fabales; Fabaceae. The record is from RefSeq and is a predicted model, not a curated record.